Messenger RNA from Pleurotus ostreatus (oyster mushroom), 729 nucleotides. RefSeq lists its product as uncharacterized. Gene Ontology annotation, biological process: negative regulation of DNA-templated transcription. The record is from RefSeq and is a predicted model, not a curated record. Gene Ontology annotation, molecular function: DNA-binding transcription factor activity. The transcript is spliced from 2 exons. The coding region runs from base 1 to 729 and encodes 242 amino acids. Lineage: Eukaryota; Fungi; Basidiomycota; Agaricomycetes; Agaricales; Pleurotaceae.
AUGGAAAAGGCUGAUCUCGAAACCUACCAGGUCCAACUCUCACAAGUAGAAACUGCCCUCGCAGAUGAUCCAAAUAAUGCUGAACUGUCUUCUCUUCGCUCAGAACUCAAGGAGCUCAUUGAGCUCACUCAAGCCGCCCUAGCCCAAGCAGCAGCAGCCUCUUCCUCACGCAAUGAAUCCGCUCGUAAAUCCAACUCCUCCGCGGCGACGUCGCAGAUGUGGGAAGCCGGGAACGAAUGUCUGGCGAAGUAUUCGACCGAUGGGCAGUGGUACCCCGCGAGAAUCACAUCUGUCGGUGGGUCACCCGACAAUCGUGUAUACAGCAUCGUAUUUAAAGGGUACAACACGACGGAACUGGUCAAGGGGUCGGAGAUCAAGCACCUUCCUCCUGGCUACGCUGCGACUGCCCCAGCUGCGUCAAAUAAGCGCAAGCUGAGCAAAGUAGAGGAAGAGGAGAGGGAGCGAAAGAAGAAGAAGAACGAGAAGAAAUUGGAGGUGCGCGCUGCCAAAGCGAAGGAGCAAGUCCAGAAGCAGGCGUCGUGGCAGAAAUUCACGAAAAAGUCUGAGAAGAAAGGCGUGCAUAUAGCUGGUGUUUCUGGAACGAGCAUCUUCAAGACCCCAGAUAAUCCAUUAGGACGAGUUGGUGUCACGGGCAGUGGGAAGGGCAUGACCGAGGUAUCGCAACGAGGCAAACACAAAUUCGUAGCCGGCGCGGAUGAUAAUCCAUAA